Messenger RNA from Cordyceps militaris CM01, 1158 nucleotides. RefSeq names its product galactonate dehydratase. Gene Ontology annotation, biological process: amino acid catabolic process; D-galactonate catabolic process. The record is from RefSeq and is a predicted model, not a curated record. The transcript is spliced from 3 exons. Gene Ontology annotation, molecular function: galactonate dehydratase activity. Bases 1 to 1158 code for a protein of 385 amino acids. NCBI's taxonomy places the organism in Eukaryota, Fungi, Ascomycota, Sordariomycetes, Hypocreales, Cordycipitaceae.
AUGGGCAAGAUUGCAGACAUCAAGUACUACAGGGUACCCCCACGCUGGCUCUUUGUCAAAAUCACCGACGAUGCGGGCAACGUCGGCUGGGGGGAAGCGUCUCUGAAGGGCCAUACCCAGGCGGUCGAGGGAUGUCUUGAUGCCUGGCGCGAUCAAUAUGUCGGACUGGAAGCAAAUGACAUUGAGCAGAUAUGGCAGCUUUCAUGGCGUAAAUCAUUUUACCGCGGAGGGCCGGUACUCAUGAGUGCGCUCUCCGGAUUGGACAUUGCCCUCUGGGACCUCAAAGCCCGCAGACUCGGCGUGCCCAUCUACGAGCUCCUCGGCGGCAAACUGCGCACCAAGCUGAAAGUAUACGCAUGGAUCGGCGGCGACCGUCCCGCCGCCGUCUCCUCGGCCGCGCUCGCCCGGCAGGCCCAGGGCUUCACGGCGGUCAAGAUGAACGCGACGGCGGACCUCGGGUGGCUGGACUCGCCGUCGGCGCUGGACGGCUGCGUGGCGCGUGUGGCGGCGGUGCGCGCGCUGGGCCUCGACGUGGCCGUCGACUUCCACGGGCGCGCGCACCGGCCGAUGGCGAAGCAGCUCGCGGCGGCGCUGGCGCCGCUGCGGCCGCUGUUCAUCGAGGAGCCGCUGCUGGCGGAGCACGUCGAGGGCGUGCGCGCGCUGGCGGCGCGCACCUCGAUCCCGAUUGCGCUCGGCGAGCGCCUGCACUCGCGCUGGGACAUGAAGCCGUUCCUCGACGCCGCCGCCGCCGGCGGGUGCGUCGACGUGCUGCAGCCCGACGUCUGCCACGUCGGCGGCAUCUCGGAGCUGCGCCGCAUCGCCGCCAUGGCCGAGGCGUACGACGUGCCGCUGGCGCCGCACUGUCCGCUCGGUCCAAUCGCCCUGGCCGCGUGUCUGCAGGUGGACGCGGCGAUGCCGAAUUUCGCCAUUCAGGAGAUGAGUCUGGGCAUACACUACAAUGUCGGGGGGUAUGACUUGCUGAGCUAUAUCAAGAACCCCGAGAUUUGGACCGUGGAAAAUGGGUUUGUGGAUUUGAUGACGGGACCGGGGCUCGGCAUCGAGGUGGACGAGGAGCGCGUCAUUGAAGCCAGCAAGAAUGCCGAGCCAUGGGUCUCGCCUGGCUUCACAGGGCCUGGAGGUGAGCUUCGCGAGUGGUAG